This is a messenger RNA of Klebsormidium nitens, 1158 nucleotides long. The record is from the annotation of a GenBank genome assembly. NCBI's taxonomy places the organism in Eukaryota, Viridiplantae, Streptophyta, Klebsormidiophyceae, Klebsormidiales, Klebsormidiaceae.
AUGGACGGGAUCCUCACCGAUAUCCCGGACUAUGUGGGGGACGACUUUCAUCACACGCAGGCCUGGCAUCGCUUCUUCCGGCUGAUUGUCACUCCGUGGAAUUCAGUCUGCCAAAGAAGGUCUGAGAACCUGACCAUGGACGUUUGGUGUGGAGGCCCAAACAACUCAAUAGAUGCUCAAGUGGAUGCGUUUCAGCUUCCUCCAGGGACUGUGGCAGAGUUGCAGGCAUGCCGUGGGGAGCGGGGUGUUAGAUCCGCAAUCGUGUACCUGUACCUGCGCUACAAAGAGGUUGGGAAACGUGAUAGAGCCCAUGCUACCUUCCUCCUUUUUGACUUGAAGCGGCGUGUACAAUGGUUCUUCGAUCCUGCAACUAAGGCUUUUGACCGCUUUUAUGACCGGCCAGCUCUUGUACCAGGAUACACAACAGCCCCAAGAGCGCAAGCGGUGUGGGUCAGCAACAACAAAGCAAUACAACAUCGAUGGCCAGCUGAAGGGACUGAGCUUGACAGAAGAAAGUGCUGUCAACUUCUGUGUAACAUGGUUGCCCUGUGCUGUCUGCGAUUUGGGAUUGUGAACCCGCGGCUGGCAGCCAACGUUCUUGCGGACGCGUACCCGACAGGAAAGUUGCGAAGGGCGCUGAACGACAAGAUAGCUUCCUUUUACAAUGUUAAUUAUCAGGAUACUCCGGCUGAAAUGGGAACGAGGCUCCUGGCACCAAUCCCCAACGCAAGGGCAGCCCGUGCACCCCCACCCCCUCCACCCCUCCCCCCACCACCCGGGAAAGCGGGCAGCCAGCGGGCGGCCAACAUGUUCGAAACCAACCUGCGGGCACGCAAAGUCGCAGGACAUAAUGCACGGGUUCUCGCCAAGGUAGCAAGGGAAUACACAGGCAGCAACCUGUCAAAUGCCAACAUCCUGCGCAAUUACAGUCACAAGUACAAGUGGGUCAUGGAUGCAGUUGCUCUGGCAGAUGCGGAGCGCAAAAAGCUCAAGCUGCCUGUGGCUGUGGUUGGCCAGAUCAUUCCAAAGGUGAACAAGACAAAGCCUCUCACCGAACGAGAUCUCGAAAGGCAUUUGCAGAACAUAAGGAUGACAGCUCAGACGGCAAACAUGAUGAGUGAGCUGCGUUCACGCCUGGCAAAACGGUCGGCAGUCUGA